This is a messenger RNA of Pongo pygmaeus (Bornean orangutan), 2832 nucleotides long. It is a transcript of the gene FAM216B, whose product is annotated as family with sequence similarity 216 member B. Bases 102 to 521 code for a protein of 139 amino acids. Lineage: Eukaryota; Metazoa; Chordata; Mammalia; Primates; Hominidae. The transcript has 4 exons. The record is from RefSeq and is a predicted model, not a curated record.
ACCACCAGCAUAUAAACAGAGUCCGCGUAAGAAAACUACACUGAAUAGGAAUGGCAGCUUUUAAAAGUGGGGGAACUACAGUAUAGGGUAUAGGAUAAACGAUGGGACAAAACUGGAAAAGACAACAAAAGCUUUGGAAUGUUCCACAACUUCCUUUCAUUCGAGUUCCUCCCUCCAUCUAUGACACUUCCUUAUUAAAGGACCUCAACCAAGGGCAACAGCGCUACUUUUACAGCAUUAUGAGGAUUUACAACUCCAGGCCCCAGUGGGAGGCCCUGCAGACCCGCUACAUUCACAGCCUUCAGCACCAACAGCUGCUUGGCUAUAUUACUCAACGGGAAGCCUUGUCUUAUGCUCUUGUACUUAGAGAUUCAACCAGGAGAGCCUCAGCCAAGAUAGCUCCUCAAAGAACCAUUCCCCGGAAAACUUCAGCCAUGACAAGAAGAUGUCCAUCAGUACUACCUGUAUCUGUGGUUCUACCUAGGGCCCAAAGUAAAAGGCGCCAAAUGCUCAGGAACUGAGAUGUGGUGCAUUUUCAGAAAAAGGAAGUUUGCCCAUGUAUCCCUGGUAUCUAGUGGGUGCUUUGUGCAUAUUUGUUGAAUGACAGUGAAUAAUUUCUAAUAUAAACCCCAGACCUAAAAAUAAUCUCUGAUUCAUAUAAAUUUUGCCAGCAAGACCAAGAGGUUUAAGAGCAAUGGAGCUGAGAGUAAGCAAGCCUUUCCACAUGACAUCCGUAGAGUAAAAGGACUUUUAAAGCUUUCAAAGUAAAAGUUUCCUUUGAAUUAGAACCUCCUAGAGAAGUCCCCAAAACAGUGAAAGGGGACAAGUGACCAGAAGGGGCCAGGUCCUCUGCCACUGGGUGACCAUUUCUUGCAAACUAUCGUGUAUACAUUUUGAAAAUAUACAAAACAACAUGGGAUUAACACUGAUCAUAGAGGGCUUACAAAAUCAUAUCAUCCCAGCAAAAAUUGGCCUGUGCAUUUCCUUCCUCUCCUCUUCCCCAUCAGGCAAUGGCAUUUAAUUUAGCCCCAAAGCUCUUCUAGUUCUCACCUGGCUUGAUCACUUUGUGUCAUCUUGAAACACGCACUUAUCAGUCUACCACAGCUGAAUUGAUUUUACGGAGCUGUAACUGGCCUUGACAUGGGUAAGAGAAUUCAUGCACACAUCUUUCCCUGGCAGCUGAAGAAACACUCUUAAAAGAAUAUGAAAUAACCCUGAAGACUUUAUUUCAGGUCCAACCUUUCUGUGGCCUCAAAUGUUUUCAGCAAAGCACGUAAAACUAUACUAACCAAAAAGUGAGAUAGCAGUGAGUCAGUUCAUCAUACAAAGGCAUAGUAUUGCAUUAGUUAUAUUUAAUGGUUAUUUUCAUCACCAGAGAUUGUGUGUGUGUGUGUGUGUGCAUGUGUGUGUGUUAAAAAUCAGUCACCAGUGCUCAUGUAAAGUCAAAACAAAACAAAAAAAUGCUUCUUCAUCAUCAUUUUAAAAUAUGUCACCCCAUUCAAAUCAGCUAAUGCCUAUGAAAGGAAUUGGUUGAGGUGGAAUAUAAACUUUAUUGACAAGGGAUGUGCUAACAUUGAUCUGAGAGGAAUAUGCUGCAUUAUUAUCAGAAAAAAAUCAUUAUCUUCUCUUUGCAAUCGUGAACAUAUAAGACAUAAAAAUUGUCAUGAGAUUCUGAACACUAGUAUUGAGGUCCAGCACUACUUCUGAGCUCCUAUCUGACUUUUCUUUGGGAGGAAUGGGAAGCGUGGUUGGCCCACUAGUCUGAUAAGAAGUCUUGGGAAAGCUAAUACUGACCUUGCUGGAGUCAUUCACUUAAUCAUAAAGAAGCUUCUUGACCUCUGCAAAUUCUGGCCCUGACAUGUAUUCUAAAUACCUUUACAGUUCUAAGUGAGAAAUUGUUACAUAGGCUCAGAAGAAGAAAAGACUCCAGUGGGACUGGGAUGAGCUGCGUGAUAGCCCUCAUAAAGCAGAGAGGUUGGUGGGAGACCUAACUUGGCCUAUACUAACCUUCCCAUUGUUUUCACAACGGGCCUUUUAUCCCCUCUGAACUGCUUGCCUGCACUUUUAUCUUAGACUUUUUUUUGAUGCGCAUAGGUAUUUGCUGUGUAAGCCUUAUCUAGUGAUGCAGAAUAUCAAGGAGGCCACUUACAAUUCUACGCUGCAUCCCUGUAUCAAAAAUCUCAGAAGCACCUUGCAUCCGAUAGAGGCUUUUAAGAGCAGAUUGACAGGUGAAUGUCACAGGUCCAUAAGAAGGACAAAUAGAUCUAAGUUGGGCGAAAGAUUCUAUUUGUUGGUUCUCCAUUCUAAGAUGAUAACAUGCCCCUGCACUUGAGACCUUACUUGAAACUUAAAGAAACGUGAUUGGUUAUGGUGCUGGGAGAAAGGGGUGCACCUGGGAGGACACUGAAAAAGAUAAACAAAGGGGAAGGAAGAGAGGACAACCUGUAACUUUUAGAAAAGGCUACUACUUUUAACUGUUGGAGAAAAUGCUAUUGCUUGCACUCACAAUGUCAAUAUACAUUAUCAGAAUUUAAGUCCUGGAGAUCAGAGACUGUUUCACCUGAAAUUGCUAGCACCUAGAAUGGCCCCCGGUUGCAGUAGGCAAUCAAUAAUACUCUUUGAAUAAUAAUGAGGUUUUCAAAAAUUCUGCAAGUCAGACUGGCCUCUGGCUUUGUGAUAUUAUUCUAGAGUCCCAGUAACCCACAAUUGUUGAUGAGGAGUAGCAGUAGAAUAUCAAGGACAGGUGAUGAGACAAGUCUAUCCUGCAAAGGGCAGGGAAUAGAGGGUACACUGGAAAGAGUUUUAAAACAAUAAUACAGCUGACUACAAGUU